AUGGAAGUCGACUCAUCCGCCACAGCGAGCUCUGCUGCCGACAGGAAGCCCAGGUUCGAGGUCAAGAAGUGGAAUGCUGUUGCUCUUUGGGCCUGGGAUAUCGCCGUGGACAACUGUGCUAUCUGCAAAAGCCACAUCAUGGACCUGUGCAUGGACUGCCAGGCCAACCAAGGUGCCGAAAGCGAGAACGGGUGCACUGUGGCUUGGGGUAUUUGCAAUCACGCUUUCCAUUUUCACUGUAUCUCUAGAUGGCUCAAAACCCGCCAAGUGUGUCCACUUGACAACCGACAAUGGGAACUCCAAAAGUACGGGCGCUAG
Messenger RNA from Cryptococcus amylolentus CBS 6039, 318 nucleotides. RefSeq names its product RING-box protein 1A. Gene Ontology annotation, biological process: protein ubiquitination; ubiquitin-dependent protein catabolic process. The record is from RefSeq and is a predicted model, not a curated record. Gene Ontology annotation, molecular function: ubiquitin protein ligase activity; cullin family protein binding; zinc ion binding. The coding region runs from base 1 to 318 and encodes 105 amino acids. Gene Ontology annotation, cellular component: nucleus; cullin-RING ubiquitin ligase complex. The transcript has 7 exons. Lineage: Eukaryota; Fungi; Basidiomycota; Tremellomycetes; Tremellales; Cryptococcaceae.